This is a messenger RNA of Didymella exigua CBS 183.55, 372 nucleotides long. Its product is annotated as NADH dehydrogenase, alpha subcomplex, subunit 6. Lineage: Eukaryota; Fungi; Ascomycota; Dothideomycetes; Pleosporales; Didymellaceae. Bases 1 to 372 code for a protein of 123 amino acids. Gene Ontology annotation, biological process: response to oxidative stress. The transcript is spliced from 4 exons. The record is from RefSeq and is a predicted model, not a curated record.
AUGGUCAUCAACCCUACCUACCUUGCUCAGCGCACGCGCUCAUCGGUCAACUGGACUGAUGCGAAGAAGAGGGUCAUUCACAGCUACCGGGACUGGCUGCGAUCGGCUCCCGAGAUCCAGACCAUGUACUCGCUCAAUCUCCCGGUCUCUACGCUCCGGACGAAGAUUCGCCAAGAGUUCGAACGGCACCGAUAUGUGAACCAAAUGAAAACGGUCGACGUUCUGCUGUUCAACAGCCACCAGGAGUUCCAGGAAACACUUAACUACUGGAAGCAGCUGUCACAUAUCCUCAAGUACUUCCGCGCAGAGGAGGAUCCCAAGGCGAGAUUGCCAGCGAACUUCAUCAAUGGGUUCUUAGAGGGACGUAACUGA